Messenger RNA from Prunus armeniaca (apricot), 2631 nucleotides. NCBI's taxonomy places the organism in Eukaryota, Viridiplantae, Streptophyta, Magnoliopsida, Rosales, Rosaceae. The record is from the annotation of a GenBank genome assembly.
AUGAGCAAAGCCCGAGGGGAAGAAGACGAAGACACCGAGUGCUUCUACGAGUCUCUCGAUCGCAUUGUCUCCUCCUCUUGCUCCUGCUCCACUUCCAACUCCGGCUCCGACACCGAGUCCGACCCGAACCCGAAUUAUGCAGUACCCAAAUUCCCAAUGGGCGCCUCCAUCAAAUACGACGUUUGGAUCUCCGAGCCUUCCUCCGUCUCCGAACGCCGUUCUAAACUUCUCAGCGAAAUGGGUCUCACCGGCGACCCGGUUCUUACCCGGGCCAAGCCCCAUCUUGGUAACGCCGGCGACUUCGGGCGGUCGGUGUCGUCGGACUAUUUGAUCAGUCAACUGAGUUCUGGUGGUGGAGGCGUUAAUGGCAUCGUCCGUUCGAAAUCCGACGGCGGCGACCAGUGUAAUAACGCUUGUUCUACUUCAUCUAUUUCUUCUCCUCCAAUUCUUUCGAUUCGUUGUGCUUCGGGUGAGGCUGAGACCGAGCCUGAACCCGAAACCGGUUAUUUUGUAAAUAGAAAUUCAAAAAAUUGCGUUUUGAAGUCUUCAAGCGGUAAAAGCAACUCAUCUCCACCGAAUAAGCCGCCUUCCGGGAAAAAUUCCAGAAGGGCAGACGAGAUUCGAAGCGAUUCCAAGGUUGAUGAGGACUUGGAUUGUAAUGGGAUUGUUAAGGUUACUGAUGGCAAUGCCAAUGCCCAAGUUUGUACUAUUAGGAACCUUGACAAUGGGAAAGAGUUUGUUGUGAAUGAGAUUAGGGAAGAUGGUAUGUGGAACAAGCUGAAGGAAGUAGGGACUGGGAAGCAGUUGACCAUGGAGGAGUUUGAGAUGAGUGUUGGUCAUUCACCAAUUGUUCAAGAACUCAUGAGGAGGCAGAAUGUGGAGGAGGGUCAUAAGGAUGGUUUGGAGUCCAAUGCCAACGGGGGCAAUGGUGGAGUUUCAAAGUUGAAGAAGAGAGGGGGUUGGUUUAAGAGCAUCAAGAGUGUUGCAAGUACCAUGACUGGUCAUAGGGAUAGACGGAGUAGUGACGAGAGGGACACAUCGUCGGAAAAAGGUGGUCGGAGGUCGAGCUCCGCCACGGACGACAGCCAGGAUGUGUCCUUUCAUGGGCCGGAGAGGGUGAGGGUGAGGCAGUACGGGAAAUCAUGUAAAGAGCUCACUGCAAUGUACAAGAGUCAGGAGAUUCAAGCGCAUAAUGGGUCUAUUUGGAGUAUUAAGUUUAGUUUGGAUGGGAAGUAUUUGGCCAGUGCUGGUGAGGAUUGUGUGAUCCAUGUUUGGAAAGUAAUGGAGAGUGAGAGGAAGGGUGACCUGUUGAUGGAGAAAUCAGAAGAUAGCAAUUUCAACUUGUUAUUUUCCAAUGGGUCACCAGAACCAUCUUCAGUCUCGCCGAAUGUGGACAACCAUGUUGAAAAGAAGAGGAGAGGGAGGUCGUCAAUCAGUCGAAAAUCGUUGAGUGUGGACCAUUAUGUGAUUCCAGAGACUGUGUUUGCACUUUCAGAAAAACCCAUUUCUUCAUUCCAAGGGCAUCUUGAUGAUGUGCUCGACCUCUCUUGGUCCAAGUCUCAGCACCUGCUCUCAUCUUCAAUGGACAAAACUGUGCGCCUGUGGCAUUUAUCUACCAAGACUUGUUUGAAGAUAUUUUCACAUAGUGACUAUGUAACUUGCAUCCAGUUUAACCCUGUUGAUGAUAGAUACUUCAUUAGUGGAUCACUUGAUGCUAAGGUUCGCAUAUGGAGCAUCCCUGAUCGCCAAGUGGUUGAUUGGAAUGAUCUGCAUGAGAUGGUCACAGCUGCUUGCUACACUCCUGAUGGUCAGGGUGCCCUAGUUGGUUCAUACAAAGGGAGCUGUCGUUUAUACAACACAUCCGAGAAUAAGUUGCAACAGAAGAGCCAAAUUAAUUUGCAGAACAAGAAAAAGAAAUCUCAUCAGAAGAAAAUCACGGGUUUUCAGUUUGCACCCGGAAGUUCAUCAGAAGUACUCAUCACAUCUGCGGAUUCACGAAUCAGGGUUGUUGAUAGUAUUGAUCUGGUUCACAAGUUCAAGGGAUUUCGUAACGCAAAUAGUCAAAUCUCAGCCACCCUCACAGCAAAUGGUAAAUAUGUGGUAUCUGCUAGUGAGGAUUCUCAUGUAUAUAUAUGGAAACAUGAAGCUGAUUCCCGACCUAGCAGAAGCAAAAGCGUUACCGUCACACGCUCCUAUGAGCAUUUCCAUUGCCAAGAUGUAUCAGUGGCCAUCCCUUGGCCUGGAGUGGGCGAUUCAUGGGGAUUACAAGAUGCAGAACAAAAUGGGCUUGACAACAAUCUUGAUGAGGUCUCCACAGCCAACCAUCCCCCUACGCCUGUCGAGGUGGCUAAUGGCAAUGAGGGUUCACGUUCGGCAUCUGGUUGCACCAAUAGCCCUCUUCAUGGAACCAUUUCGAGUGCAUCCAACACUUACUUCUUUGAUAGAAUUUCGGCAACAUGGCCCGAGGAGAAACUACUUCUAGCUACUAGGAACCGAAGCCCGCGUGUUAGUUUUGAUUUUACGAAUGGUUUUAGCCCAAACAUGACAGCCUGGGGUAUGGUGAUUGUAACUGCUGGCCUUCGAGGUGAAAUUAGAACUUUCCAAAAUUUUGGAUUGCCGAUUCGGAUUUAA